Molecule: messenger RNA, 2254 nt
Organism: Petromyzon marinus (sea lamprey)
Lineage: Eukaryota; Metazoa; Chordata; Hyperoartia; Petromyzontiformes; Petromyzontidae
Gene: GSK3B
Product: glycogen synthase kinase 3 beta
Biological process (GO): negative regulation of TOR signaling; insulin receptor signaling pathway; negative regulation of canonical Wnt signaling pathway
Cellular component (GO): cytoplasm; cytosol; nucleus
Molecular function (GO): ATP binding; protein serine/threonine kinase activity
Source: RefSeq, a predicted model, not a curated record
ACACAGGGUGGGGGGUGGAGACAGAGAGAGACACAGAGACAGGGAGACAGAGACACAGACAGGGAGACACAGGGACACAGGGUACUGGGAUGUGGCCUCACAACACAUCGUGAGACACAGACCGAGACAUCGGGGCGAGUCGGGCUGAAGGCGGCGGCAGUGGUAGAACAAUAACCAGGCGGAGGAGGCGGGGGGGGGAGAUCGCUCGACACAUUCACCACCACCACCACCACUACAGCGACGACGUCGUCGAGAAGAUAACAACCAGAAUAAUCAUCAGAACAACACCGAGAGGAGAGGAGGACGAGGAGGAGGACGAGGAGGGGCCAUGAGUGGACGGCCCCGCACCUCGUCUUUUGCCGAAGGCCCGAAUCGGGCAGCGCAGCCAUCGCUCUUCGGGAACCUCAAAGUCAGCCGGGAUAAAGACGGCGGCAAGGUGACGACCGUCGUGGCGACCCCGGGCCAGGGGCCCGAGCGGCCCCAGGAGGUCUCCUACACCGACACGAAGGUGAUCGGCAAUGGCUCGUUCGGGGUGGUGUACCAGGCCAAGCUGUGCGAUAGCGGCGAGAUGGUGGCCAUCAAGAAGGUGCUGCAGGACAAAAGGUUCAAGAAUCGUGAGCUUCAGAUCAUGAGGAAGUUGGAACACUGCAACAUUGUGCGUCUGCGAUUUUUCUACUACUCGAGUGGGGAAAAGAAGGAUGAGGUCUACCUAAACUUGGUGCUGGACUUUGUUCCCGAAACUGUUUACCGAGUCUCUCGUCACUACAGCAAGGCCAAGCAGACCAUUCCCAUCAUCUACGUCAAGUUGUACAUGUAUCAACUCUUCCGGAGUCUGGCUUACAUCCACUCGCACGGGAUCUGCCACCGCGACAUCAAACCCCAGAACCUCCUGCUCGACCCGGAGACGGCCGUGCUGAAGCUCUGCGACUUUGGCAGUGCCAAGCAGCUGAUCCGCGGGGAGCCCAACGUGUCGUACAUCUGCUCGCGUUACUACCGCGCGCCCGAGCUCAUCUUCGGCGCCACCGACUACACGUCCAGCAUCGACGUGUGGUCGGCAGGCUGCGUCCUCGCCGAGCUGCUGCUGGGACAGCCCAUCUUCCCCGGGGACAGCGGAGUCGACCAGCUCGUGGAGAUCAUCAAGGUGCUGGGGACGCCCACAAGAGAACAGAUCCGCGAGAUGAACCCCAACUACACAGAGUUCAAGUUCCCCCAAAUCAAAGCUCACCCAUGGACCAAGGUGUUCCGAGCGCGCACGCCGCAGGACGCGGUGGCGCUGUGCAGCCGCCUGCUGGAGUACACGCCCUCGUCGCGCCUCUCGCCGCUCGAGGCGUGCGCCCACGCCUUCUUCGACGAGCUGCGCGACCCCACCAUGCGCCUGCCCAGCUCCCGCGAGCUCCCGGCGCUCUUCAACUUCACCCCGCAUGAGCUGUCCAUCAACCCGGCUCUCAACGCGACGCUGAUCCCUCCCCACGCCCGCUGCCAGGCCGUCCCCACAGCUGCCGCUUCCGAAAGCAGUGCAGUCGGAGCCAGCAGCCAAGCGAGUACUGGAGGCGCAGCAGCCUCUCUCCCCAAUGCUUCCUGAGCACACACGCACACACACGCACACACACGCACACACACGCGCACACACGCAGCGCACGUGUACGCACAAAGACACGCACACACGCAGCACACGUGUACGCACUCAAACCCAGCCCUUAACCAAUCCCUCCGUAUUGCUCGGUCCGUUCAAUGUCGUAGCGUGAAGGGGUGGUGGGGGUGGGGUUGUGUGGGAGUCGACGAUUAGCCGGGCGGUGGGUGGAGGUGGAGCCCGGGGGGUGGUGGUGAGGAGUGCGGGGGGGGGGGGCGGGUGCACGGCGCGAGGUGGGAGGUGUCGGCUUUGCGAUAUGCCGCCGCCGGCGUUUGCGAGCGCCUCUUAUUGUCCAUCGCCGCCCUCCGCUCGCACACCGCUCCUCCUUCCCAUGCUCACGCUCGCACACACGCGCACACACCUGGAAUGCCCCGCUCCCUCCCCCUGUGAGAGUGCGUGCGAGCGAGCCGGCGGUGCGGUCGUCAUUUAAAGGCAGCGGUGUGGGUGGGUGGGGGGGGGGGGGGGGCGUUGUCACGCGUAGUCGGUCGGAGUGAGACGAGCGCUUUGCUUACCACCACUUGUUAACCCAACAGCGGUGAGCAAAGUUUUAUUGGCGGCGGCGUUGUCCUUGUCUAUGAUAUUAAUUAUCGUUGCCGUUAUUAAUUAUAUUUUACCGUUAUUAUU